Molecule: messenger RNA, 1247 nt
Organism: Rubroshorea leprosula
Lineage: Eukaryota; Viridiplantae; Streptophyta; Magnoliopsida; Malvales; Dipterocarpaceae
Source: the annotation of a GenBank genome assembly
AAGUAGAACCUGAGCAACCGCUAAUACUUUAAGAGUUGUGUUGGGAGAACUUUCUUUGUCAAGACGCCUCAUUUGUUUCCUUACUCAACUCAACCAUCUUUCUCUCUACAGCCAAUUAGUUCAGCUCACACCUCUCUAAACCAACUUUCAUCUUUUCCUUUUCCUUUUCUCAGAAUUCUUAUUUAUGGUGUUGUGGGUUCGUUUUUUGUCCAAGAAAAGAUCAUCAACUUCACAAAGGGUAGCGAGCAAUGCGGUUAAAGGGGAGAUAGAUUGGGAGCUGAGACCUGGUGGCAUGCUGGUUCAGAAGAGGGAUCCUGGCGAUGCAGCUUCUGGUCCCAUGAUCAAGAUCAAGGUCUCUUAUGAUUCUUAUCACCAUGAUAUCACUAUCUCAGCUCAGUCCACGUUUGGUGAUUUGAAGAGGGUUCUUGUAAAUGAGACUGGUUUGGAGCCAAAGGAGCAGAGAUUGUUGUUUAGAGGGAAAGAAAAGGAUGAUGAGGAAUGUUUGGAUAUGGCAGGAGUAAAGGACAUGUCAAAGGUGAUACUAUUAGAAGACCCAGCCAGCAAAGAGAGGAAAUUGCAGCAGAAAAAUCAAAACAUACAAAAAGCUUAUGAAGCAGUUGCCAAGGUCAGAGAAGAGGUUGAUAAGCUCUCUGAAAAGGUGGUUGCCUUGGAGGCAAUUGUUCAAGGAGGCACCAAAAAGGUGGAGGAGAAGGAAUUCACCGUCUUGACUGGGCAGUUCAUGCUGCAAUUGCUUAAAUUGGACACAAUUGAUGCUGAUGGAGAAGCAAAAGUCCAAAGGAGGAUUGAGGUUCAUCGUGUACAAGGUUUUUUGGACACCCUUGACAACUUGAAGGCAAGAAACUCUAAUCCCUUCAGUCCAAGUGGCAAUGCAGUGUCAGUGACUACCAAAUGGGAGACAUUCGAAUCUGGGGUAGGAAGCCUGAGUGCCAAGCCAAACCCCUUACUGUCAUCUACAAGAAUAACUCAAGAUUGGGAAGUAUUCGACUAGGCACCAUUGAACAGUGCCGUACAGAUUCUAAAGAACCAUUUUGUGCGACUUUGGGACUCAAAAAAUCACUAGUAGAGUUUUAAUAUUCGCCUGUUUGUGAUCUUUUCAACCUGCUCUCUCUCUUUAAUAUUUGCUGUACACAUUCUUUUUGUAGCUCUCCUUUUCUAUAUGUAGAUAUAUCAACUACAUGCACCUCCUCCUGCAGUUCUUCUGCGCCCUAUAAAUCUUUUUAUGUUUG